UGUGAUACUGUGACGGAAGGCAGCGAGUUGGUAUGUUCUUUCGCACCUUUACAUCGAGAGCGCAAUAGGUACAGCUACGCAUGCGCGUGUAAUUAUUAUAUGAUUUUAUGUUACUGGAGUGUUGAAGAUAUUGAUACUUGAAGAUUUAUCCCACCAAGAUACCAAAUGACUGACUACACAUUAACUGUUGCUUCACUCUUGCUACAAAACGCUACCUAUAGCGGCGUUUUAAAAUCGCUCGGAGACGUGCCUGCCACAAGCAGUUCAGGUGUCAUAAAUUAUGGUGUUGUGCACAGUGGAAUAUUUUACAUCUUUGAUGAUUUGAAAAGUGCCGUACCAAAUACAACCUUUGCAUUGGUUAAUACAAGUUUUUCAGAGUGUGUAACUUCGAAAGAAGAUACUGAUUCAAUAUUUUAUCUUGAAACGACUGAAGAGAAUCAAGCAAGAAGACAUUAUUUCUCAGUUGAAUCACAAAGCGAACUUCAGAAAUGGAUUACAGUUUUAAGUGUCGAGAAACGAAGGCACGCGAAUUUAAUCCGCACUCCUCCAGAUGGUGAUUCGUUUGUUUUGAGCAAAGAUAAAGAAGAAAAACAAACACGUGAUGCCCCAAUUAGUGGUCAUGAUUUAAAAACACAAAAGAAACUGGGAACCCGAGGUCGAAGUCUAACAACAAUGGAACAACGAAAUCAUAACAGCGAGUUAGAUAUACCACGGCGACAUUCAAGUCCAGCUGUGUCUCCUGCUCGGCAUAAAAAAUCGACAAAAUCAAAAAUAGCCAGUUUUUUUGGCUCAGGGAAGAAAAACUUGACACCGGAGAGUUCACCGAAGAUGGAUCGACGCAAAUCAAUACCAAAAAUAGAAGUAACUGCUAAUAACGACACGCAGAAUGUUUACCACACAGGACCUCGCAUCGAAUACCCACCAACAUCAUGCCAUUACUUCUCACCUGGGUACGCUACCAUAACACAAAACCCUACUCGGCGAUCUUCUGUGCCAGUACAAGAUAUACCAAAAGAGCACCUUCAACUUCAACGCAAUCAUUCCGCUAUCCCUAGGAUAGAAGAAGCACCUUUGGUCUCACCCUCCCCACGACCAAAACAAGAGCAACGCCAAUCGGCGCCUAACAUUAAAAUUAAAGAUACACUGCAUAUUUUGUCACGCCCUGCUGCGACGCCCCCAAUAUCUCCUCAACCAAACAUACCAGCGCCACGCACUAAUCGCAGACACUCCUCCUUUGAGACUAAUUCAUAUACUUACACAAACCACAUGCAAGUGCUGCAACAUGAAAAGGUAGCACCAAAUACGGAUCGUCAACCGUUUUCACCUUAUAUCUCAAGUCCAGAUGUCUCUCCUUCCAACACUGCUGGAAACAUUUUCAAUUUUGCUGGUGCCAACGGAAGAAAGCUCUCACCCGCAGAUGUUAGGAAACCGGUCGAAGGAGCAGAGCAGGUUUACAAUUAUAUAGACGAAGAAGAUUCUUCAUACGUGGAAAUGCGUUCACCUGGUUUUGACAUCAAAGAACGUGAGGUACAGACAAGCAUACGAGAUACCCUUCAUAUAAGUGAACACGAUUCUGCAGAAUCAGAUGAUUUAUAUGUGGUUCCAGAGACGGAAGGCGAUAUAUCAGAGGACGAAUACCUUCCACCCUCGGUGUAUCAAUGGGGUAUGGACCGAGCUGCAGCUAACAAGUUAUUGUUAAAGUUAGGUGAACCUGGACUGUAUGUUAUCCGGACUGCCACAGAUGAGAAAAAAGUGAUUUCAACAUAUGUUCUUGGUGAAACUCGCCAUUAUAAAAUCUUCCAAGAAGAGGGGCAGAUGUUUUUACGAAAAGACCAUCCUUUAUUUGAAAACAUACGUGAUUUGAUACGAUACUACAGAAAUUACGAUCUACCCACAUGUGCAGCCAGGCUCACAAAACCGUACAGAUAAACAGGUACAUAUUUUGUUUUGGUAGAAAUCUUGUGAUAUAAAGAUAUGCAUAAUAUUCAGCUAUGGUGAAAUUCCCGACCAAGAAGGAGGAUUUGUGGAAUGACAAAUUCGUGGACAAUUUUUACUGUCGAGAUUUUAUUUGACUGAAUCUUUUAACGUGGUAGCCAUAUUUUGCUUCCAUAGACUUCAACUUUAUGUAGAGAAUAUAUUUUACUAAAAUUUUACUGAAAUUAAAUCUUUUCAAGCAGGUGUUUUUGGUUCGCAAAAAUUUUCUUUCCUGAAUAGGUCUUUAAUAUUUUGAACAAAUUCCAGUCUGUCAUGGCAAGUAAUUAUUUUGUUUCUUCCGAAUCUGACACAACGAAAUUUGAAAUUUUUAGUAAGGCGAGUGUAAAUAUGAUUUACGUGUAAAUAACAAGUAUGAAGUUA
Molecule: messenger RNA, 2355 nt
Organism: Hydractinia symbiolongicarpus
Lineage: Eukaryota; Metazoa; Cnidaria; Hydrozoa; Anthoathecata; Hydractiniidae
Exons: 11
Coding region: 166-1929 (587 amino acids)
Biological process (GO): signal transduction
Molecular function (GO): SH3 domain binding
Source: RefSeq, a predicted model, not a curated record